Messenger RNA from Eimeria mitis, 270 nucleotides. RefSeq lists its product as uncharacterized. The record is from RefSeq and is a predicted model, not a curated record. Gene Ontology annotation, molecular function: cyclin-dependent protein serine/threonine kinase regulator activity. The coding region runs from base 1 to 270 and encodes 89 amino acids. The transcript has 3 exons. NCBI's taxonomy places the organism in Eukaryota, Apicomplexa, Conoidasida, Eucoccidiorida, Eimeriidae.
AUGGACCCACUCAACUGGGAAUACAGGCUGCAGGAUAGCUCCUUCUCUCAGGCUAGGUCUGCUGACGGCUCGCUAAGAGAGUCUCACUCUAUCAAGUACGAUGCAGGCGACUACGAAUACAAGUAUAUAACCUUGACCAAGAAGCAAUACGAUAUGUUUCGCGAGGAGCUGCGGCUCCGGCCGCAGGGUCUGCUGACUGAAGAGUACUUGCUGCAGGUUCUCCGCGUGCAGCAGACAGCAGGCUGGGAGCACUAUUAUAUUUAUCCGUGA